AUGCUCCAGUUGCUGCUGCUCUGUGGGACACUGGGCCAGGCAGCCCCACUGGCCUUCACCAUGCUGCAGUGGACCCGCGUCUCCAAAGGCAGCUCCGUCUUUUGGGGGAACGCCAGCCUGGAUGGGCAGCUCAGCCACCUCCUGGAGGGGCUCAACGUCACCCAGGUGCUACCACUAGAGUCCCCCGAGGCCUGGGCCCGGCGGCAGCAGGAGGUGAUCACCUACCUGCAGUACUUUGCCCAGUUGGUCCAGGUCUUCAGCAAGGAGAGGCCCAUCAACUACACCCAAAGCCUACGCUGCCGCCUGGGCUGCCACCUCUUCCCCAAUGGCACGGCCCACAGCUUCUAUGAGGUGACCCUCAACGGGACGGCCUUCCUCACCUUCCACGUCCCCAAUGCCACCUGGCAGCGACGCUGGCCCCAUGGGGACGCAGUGGCCGCCUUUGCUGAGCGGGAGCUGAUGAAGUACCCCAUAACCACCCAGGAUCUCCAGCAUUUCCUCAACACCACCUGCGUCGGCAUCCUGCAGGCUCAGAGCGCCGGGACGGGAAAGCAGAGCAGCCGGUCGCACACCCCGCUGGUGUUGGGCUUGAUCCUGGGGACCUUCGCCUUGUUGGGUAUGGCCGUUGGGAUCUUCUUGUGCACAGGAGGGAGCUGCUAG
This is a messenger RNA of Mesitornis unicolor (brown roatelo), 660 nucleotides long. RefSeq names its product protein C receptor, endothelial (gene PROCR). Lineage: Eukaryota; Metazoa; Chordata; Aves; Mesitornithiformes; Mesitornithidae. The record is from RefSeq and is a predicted model, not a curated record. Gene Ontology annotation, biological process: negative regulation of coagulation. Bases 1 to 660 code for a protein of 219 amino acids. Gene Ontology annotation, molecular function: signaling receptor activity. The transcript has 4 exons.